CGCCUGCGGAGUAACUUCCCUUGGGGAGAGCACUUCACGAACCCGUCGCCGUCCUUCGGGCUUGCUGCAGUGGCUUGAAGAUCCCGACUUUGAGUUUGUCGUCUUUUUUUAAAUUUCUUUUUGCGUGGAGUCCUGGGGACAGAUCAGACGGCAAGAUGUCCACGAAUGUCCCGGCGGACAUGAUAAAUUUGCGCCUCAUUUUGGUAAGCGGGAAAACGAAAGAGUUCCUGUUUUCUCCUAAUGAUUCUGCUUCAGACAUUGCAAAACAUGUGUAUGACAACUGGCCAAUGGACUGGGAAGAAGAGCAGGUCAGCAGUCCAGAUAUUCUACGACUUAUUUAUCAAGGACGAUUUGUACACGGAAAUGUCACAUUAGGAGCAUUAAAACUUCCUUUUGGCAAAACAACAGUGAUGCAUUUGGUGGCCAGAGAGACGUUGCCAGAGCCAAACUCUCAAGGUCAGAGGAAUCGUGAAAAGACUGGAGAAAGCAAUUGUUGUGUAAUCCUGUAAACACUGUCUGCUAUGUCUGCUGAGUGUGAUGUGAUGAGUCUUUGUCUUCAUGCUGCUGGGAUGGAAGAGACCCCACGUUGCUUCAGAAUCCCUUAGGAACAGCCCGCGUGUGGAUCCACGGGAUGGAAUCCUUACAUGGACACUGUUGUGUUUUCUCAUGAAAGUGAAAUGAACCAAGAACAUGUUUCACUGUGAUUUUUUAUUUCUGGUAUCUUUGUUUAUGUUGAGCAGUUUAAAAAUGUAUUGGUUUUUGAAUGCAGUCAAUCGUCAGGGGAAGUGUUAACCAGUUAUCUUCCAUAGCAGAAACCAUUUUGCUGCCACAGAAUUUUUCAUCACCAGAACUAACAAAUCAGGUGUUCCAGAUACAAUUUGCACUAAAAAAGAUUGACAUCAUUUUACUCAUCAACAGAAGUUAUAACAGUUUGUGACACAUAGAAGUGCUUAUAUUUAGAGUUGCACACUGGAAGACACUCAGUCAGCAAUUAAUGAAGUUAAUUACUGGGCCAACUUGAGAGGAAAAAAUGGGAAAGAAACUAAAACAUUUGGUGAAUCCUACCAGUCAUCCGUGAUAGGUGUACCUGGGACAGAGUACUAAACCGAGGGUGACUCUUUUCACUGCAACAAAUGAAAACACAAAAAACAAA
Molecule: messenger RNA, 1153 nt
Organism: Choloepus didactylus (southern two-toed sloth)
Lineage: Eukaryota; Metazoa; Chordata; Mammalia; Pilosa; Megalonychidae
Product: ubiquitin-like protein 3
Exons: 1
Coding region: 156-509 (117 amino acids)
Molecular function (GO): protein binding
Source: RefSeq, a predicted model, not a curated record